Messenger RNA from Dunckerocampus dactyliophorus (ringed pipefish), 2374 nucleotides. It is a transcript of the gene bbof1a, whose product is annotated as basal body-orientation factor 1. The record is from RefSeq and is a predicted model, not a curated record. Lineage: Eukaryota; Metazoa; Chordata; Actinopteri; Syngnathiformes; Syngnathidae. Bases 64 to 1587 code for a protein of 507 amino acids. The transcript is spliced from 11 exons.
GCUGCCAUUACUAUUAGCAGAACCUAUGUAGUAUCAUCUGGCUGUCAGAAAACAAGUGGAAAGAUGCAGAGGAAGAAAGUCGUCAAAGUAAAGAAGACAAAAAGCGGGAAAGGAAAGAAAGGCGGUAAAAGGGAGUCCAAAGCGGACAAACAGUUGGACAUUGAGAAAGGUAAAGCUAAUAUUGCCCUAUGGGAGCUAAAGUUACGGCUAACCAACCAAACUCUCACGGAGUAUCGCGAGAGCUGCCGCCAGCUGGCUUGCGCCAACGAUGAGCUGACCAAUCAGCUGUCACACGCUGAGCGGGAAAACCUGGACUCUACAGCCUACUGGCAGCGGCUGGAGGCAGAUAAAGACGAGAAGAUUAAUGUGCUCCAGAAGUCACUCAAAAGUCAAGAGGCGCUUGCUUGUGAACAACAUAACAAACUAAUUGAACAUUACACACUUGAAAUCAAUGAGAUGAAGGAACUGUUCAGAAAGAGAGCAGGUGAGUUUGAGAUGAUACAGGAUGGCAUGAAGAAGAUUGAGGAGUUCCAGACAAGGAAAGCGGAAAUGGAGCAGGAGCUCAGCGAUAUCCGUAAAAGCAUGGAACUCACUGAGAAGGAGUACCGGGAAAACCUCAACAAUAUAGAGUACAGAUUCUUCAAAGAAAAGGCUCGUCUGGAGAAGGAUGCUGAACAAACUAUAGCACAGGUGGAAGAGCAGGCCCACCAUGAAGCUGUUGUACAGCUGGAUGACGCCUCAUGCUGUGUGUUUAAGGAGAACGUCCGGCUCAAUGAGACACUGAAACACCACAUGAAGGAGGUAGAAGGCCUACAGAAACUGGCAAACUCACUGGCAAAUGAAAAUGCAUCCCUAGCGCUGGACAAGAAGACACUGGAGAUGAUGGCAAAGAAGAAUGCAGCCCAGAUGGUGGCCCAAAAAGAAGAGCUAAGCCACUUGAAAGUACAGGUUGCUUCUCUGGAACAAAAAAUUGGUGAACAAGACCAUUACAAGGAGAAGAUGCUUGUCAGUUCUCAGACCAGCGACGUAGAGUUGGAGAAACUCAAGAGGGUGCUCUCCAUACGGGAGAAAGAACUGAAGCACAUCAAGAGGUUAGCGAGCGCCAUUGUGGAGCAGCGCACGGAGCUGGAGCAGUUCUUCCACGAGGCGCUGGCUCAGGUGAAGGAGGAGAUUGUUGCCAGCCGGCUGCAGUACAAGAAGGAGGCGCAGCAGGCUUAUCACUUAACACUCAAACAGGCCACUGCCGGAAAGCUCAGGUUCCCACCCAUACGCACCUUCCAUAACACACCUCACAGUACCAAUUCUGUUUAUUCGGACAUGGAGAAGGCUGCUCGAUGGACGCAUCAGCUCGGGAGUCAAGUGGAAAUGUCAGACCUGACGUGGGAACAGAGGGAGCAAGUUCUUCGACGUCUGUUUGCUAAAAUGAACAGACAAAGGACAAGGAAAGCCAACAAUCGGGUGGCGUCCCCGUCUGAGGAGACGUUCCUCGCUGACAGUCAUGUCACUGGAGAGGAGCUCUGCGCGCCGUCAACCUUCAUUACUCAGGCGCCUGACUCCCUCCUGCCCACGAACCCAAACGAUGGAUAGACGCACGUGACCUCUCUGUGGCCUUUUGUCCACAAUUAUACUUUGGAUUGUCUCUGAUUUGCGUGCAUCACAUGUGAUUAUCACGAUAUGAUCUGUGUAUGGUGCAGUGUUAUUUUAAAUACUCAUGCUUGCAUGUACUGUAUGUGGUCUCUGUAGUUACUGUAACUAUAUUAACUACAAAGAAAAGCAUUGGGAUAUAUGUCUUUAUGAAAUAAGUGUUGGUACACUCUGACCUUAUUGUUCAUCCUAAAAACACAUUGUGGAUUCUAUGCUUCCAACUUUAUGUUUAUAGUUUAGGGAAGCUCCUGCUCAGUUUCUCAAGGCAAGGUCCAUACAUUUUCCUGUAGAAAGUCUUUCCAGAAAAGUGGGAUACAGUUAUAGCUGCAAAGAGGGGAUCAAGUCCAUAUUUUCCCUUCCCUGCAGCGAAUAUAAUUGCCAGGUACCCCAAUAUGUUUGUGUGUAUAGCCGAUUUAAUGUAGAGAUAAAUAACAGCAUUAUGUGCACAAAACAUCAUUCACUCAACUGCACACUUUGAAAAGGUAAAUUCUGUACUGGGCUUAGAAUUCAUCUAUAGAGUGCAACCUUUAAAAAGGGGAACUACUAUUUAUUAACCACUGAGUCUUUUCCAUGUCUUAUGGUCAGUUUGAACUGAUGGCUUCUCUAGCGUCCCAUGGUUGGCAUGGUAACUGCUGGACUCUUGAGGGUGGCGUCCUCAGCUUUCCAUUGUGAGGUUAUGGUUUUGAUCUGCGUAUAGAACUGAAUGCCCUGGACACAAAUAAACAAAAGC